GUUCGCUAGUUUUCUCUGUGCGGCAGAAACUUUGGGUUAUUUAUUUUAAUAAAUUACUGGCAUAUUGAUAUCUAUUCAAUAUAACUUCUUUGAGUAUUCAAAUAUCUACAUUAUUAAUAAUAGCCGUAUAUGAAACAUACAACAUGAGCUAUACCAACAAAAACUUUCCUGAACUAAAAAAUGACCGGCUAUUGAGAGCGGCACGGGGCAUGGAGGUUGAUAAGGUUCCAGUAUGGGUGAUGCGGCAAGCCGGUAGAUAUCUGCCAGAAUUUCAAGAAGUACGAGCAAAACAUGACUUCUUUACCGUCUGUCGGACACCAGAGCUCGCGUGUGAAGUGACGCUACAGCCACUCAGACGAUUUGAGCAUCUGGAUGCUUCAAUAAUUUUCAGUGACAUACUUGUGAUCCCUCAAGCUCUAGGUAUGAUAGUGGAAAUGCAUCCUGGUCAGGGUCCAGUCUUUCCUCAUCCACUCAAUUCACCUACUGAAAUAGAGAAUUUGAAAGAAGAUGGAGCCAUAUCAAGAUUAAGUUAUGUGGGUGAUGCUAUAACUUUGACCAGACACAAAAUUGAAGGGAAAGUUCCAUUGAUUGGAUUUACUGGGGCACCUUUUACUUUGAUGGGCUACAUGAUUGAAGGAGGUGGCAGCAAAACAAUGUCAAAAACUAAAGAGUGGAUUGAAAAGCACCCAAAAGAUGUUCACAAACUACUCAGUCUUUUGACAAGAGUUAUUGUGGAUUACUUGGUAAUGCAGGUUGAUAGUGGAGCACAAUUACUUCAAGUAUUUGAAUCUAGUGCCGAUCAUCUAACAAAAGAACAAUUUGCAGAACUAUCAUCACCUUAUUUGAAGCAAAUAAGAGAUGGUGUAAGAACAAAACUUGAUGAAAGAAAUCUGCAGCAGGUGCCAAUGACAGUUUUUGCUAAAGGAGGUGGUCACUCUUUGGAUGUCCAAGCUCAACUGGGCUAUGAGACUAUUGGGUUAGACUGGACAGUAGACCCAGUAGAGGCCAGAAAGAUUGUUGGAGAAAAUAUCACUUUACAAGGAAACCUUGAUCCACAAGACUUAUACAAGCCCAAGGAAGAAGUAAGGAAUCUAACCAUAUCAAUGGUCCAAAAAUUCGGGAAAUUCAGAUACAUAGCCAACUUAGGACAUGGCAUUACACCAGCUACGCCGAUUGAGAGUAUGACUGCUUUCACAGAAGCUGUUCAUGAAGCUAUCUAGUUAUCAUCAACUUUAUGUAUGCUUGUUAUUUACCUACUAUGCUAAAAUGGUGGAUUGGUUGAAUAGAUACUUAUGAUAUGUUCAAUAAAAGAUGUUUUUUUGUUUA
Molecule: messenger RNA, 1326 nt
Organism: Ostrinia nubilalis (European corn borer)
Lineage: Eukaryota; Metazoa; Arthropoda; Insecta; Lepidoptera; Crambidae
Gene: Urod
Product: uroporphyrinogen decarboxylase
Exons: 7
Coding region: 144-1220 (358 amino acids)
Biological process (GO): heme biosynthetic process
Cellular component (GO): cytosol
Molecular function (GO): uroporphyrinogen decarboxylase activity
Source: RefSeq, a predicted model, not a curated record